CAGGAAUUGGCUGCCCGGGCCGCCGCAUGGCGCGCCCCGCCCUCCUUGGCAGCGCCCGCGCCAUUCGCAGGCGGCGGUCGCAGCCUCCGCGCUGCUCUGCGGGCGCUCCGCGCAGGCCGUGGCGGCAGGGGCCACGCCUGGCGCGCUCGUGGCAUGUGCGGCAGGUACCGGCGCUUCCACGUCGUGGGCCAGGGCAGCUUCGGCUGCUGCUGGCUUGUCGAGAGCGAGAGGCGGGAGAAAUGCAUCCUGAAGCAGAUUGACGUCUCCAGGAUGUCCCACCCGCAGCGGGAGGAGGCCGCGAACGAGGUGAGGGUCCUGUCGAGGCUCCGCCACCCGUUCAUCAUCGGCUACAAGGAGUCUUUCGUGGAGGAGGGGAUGCUCUGCAUUGUCACCGAGUACGCUGAGCAUGGCGACCUCUAUCGGUUCAUCCACGAUCGGAAGAUCCAGGGGCAGCUUCUUGAGGAGUCCCUCGUGAUGCGGUGGUUCACGCAGAUAGCGCUUGCUCUCAAGCACAUGCACGACCGCCGCAUACUCCAUCGCGAUCUCAAGACGCAGAACAUCUUCCUGGUCGGGCUCAGGGAGGGAAUUGCCAAAAUCGGAGACUUCGGCAUCGCACGGGUGCUUCAGCACACAAUGGAUUGUGCCUUGACUGCGAUCGGCACUCCCUACUACUUGUCCCCUGAGGUCUGCCAGGAGAAGCCAUACAACCAGAAGUCGGAUGUUUGGUCGUUGGGGUGUGUUCUGUACGAGCUCGCCACCCUGCAGCAUGCCUUCGACGCUGACUCGAUGCGCGGUCUCGUGAUGAAGAUACUGCGAGGCGUCCCCCCGCAGGUGCCGCUCAGCUUCAGCGCCGAGGUACGGGAACUGGUUCCAGAUAUGCUAGUCAAAGACCCUGGCGCGCGUCCGUCGAUCAAUCAGGUGCUGCAGCGCCCACUGGUCCGGCAAGUGAUUCGCCAGCUGCUCGAGGAGAUCGAGCAUAGGCCUGCUGCUUCAGCCAUGGGCCAGUCCGAGACUCUGGCGUCUGCAGCGGUGACGAGACUGCCGCAGGAGGCCACGCAGGCGCCGCCGCCCGCGGUGGCGACGGGGCCUGCGCAGGGCGCCCAGCAGGCAGGCUGCGACUCCGCCGUGCCGCUGGGGCGGCCUGCCGGGGAUCCGGCCCACGCGCUGGCCGCCUGGGGGCCCAGCGAGGCAGGGCCCCUUCCAGUGCUGGACCACACGAUGGAUGGCCGCCACCUCAAAGAGGAGCGCACUCUGGAGCCCAGCGGCUGGGCGCAGCCGGGUCCUCUGCAUCAGCUCGGGCAGAGCCAGCGGCAGCUUCGUGCCAGCGGCACGCCAGCCGCCGACCGCACGCAGCUGCCGGCGCCUCCGCCGCAGGGCGAGGGUGGACCGCGGUGGUCCCCACAGCUGGGCGCUUCGGCCGAGCGAGCCGAGGGCGUUGGGACCAGCAGGUGCGGCGCGGGCAACCCGCGGCGGACCCUGGGGGCCGCGGAGCUGCAGGGCGAGCAUGCUGCCACCGGCGCUCUCGAGGGCGCUCCUCAGGAGCGGUCGCCGCACGGGGGCGUCGCCGGGCCCGCCGCGAUCUGGAACGGACGGGGUCGAGGAGACGGCGGUGGCAUGGGACCGUGGGGCGCGGCCGUCGCGCCCGGAGGGGACCAUGCGGCACCCGGGCGAGCAGCCAGCGCUCCUGACGCGCCCCUGCAGCCACAGGACCACUGGGCGCUGCUGUCCACGACGCUCAGCGAGUUGGGCGGCUCUGGGCUUCUGCCGCCGCCGGGGGGGCCCGCGCGGGCCGUGCCCUGCGCCAUGGGCGAGGCCGGCCGAGCCGCGGCACUCCCCGGCAGCGCUGAGAACGCGGCCAGCAGCGGCAGCAGCGCGGGCACGAAGGCAACGAAGCUUGAGACCGAGCCCGAGCUAGCUGGAGCAGGAGGCCCUCCCUACGACUUCCGCGGGCCGGACGGCGCGCAGGUGGAGUUGCCUGUCGGGGAGAGGGACUCGCUCUGCUACCGCGUCGAGGCCCUCCGAGUCUACAUUGAGCGCGAGCUUGGCAUCGACGAUUUUCUCUACGCGUACCAGUACUUGAAUGAGAGCGUCCUCUCGGAGGGCGUGGUGGACAGGGGCACGCCUUUAGAGGAGGUGAUCUCCUCGAAAGCGAUCGGUUUCAUGCCGCUCAUCCACCAGCUCAUCGUGUGCGAGGACCAAUGCUUCGGACAGUGAGGGCUUCCGAUCUCGUGCGCGAGACUUGAACAGACGUCCAGAUUUGGGAGAGACGAG
Molecule: messenger RNA, 2271 nt
Organism: Prorocentrum cordatum
Lineage: Eukaryota; Dinophyceae; Prorocentrales; Prorocentraceae
Source: the annotation of a GenBank genome assembly